GCUGGACUGAAGCAGGAUGACAUCAGUCUGGACGCCACUCUGCGUUAGGCUCCGCCCCUUCCGCCUCCCGUUGGCCCCGCCCCUCGGACGGCGCCUCCACGUCGGCCAGCGCGCCUCCAUCACCAAAGCGUUCUCGGCGCGCGACGUGGAGCUGUUCGCCGAGCUAACGGGCGACAGCAACCCGCUCCACGUCGACCCGGCCUACGCCAGCACCACGUCCUUCGAGGCGCCCAUCGUCCACGGCGUCCUCAUCAACGGCCUGAUGUCGGCGGUGCUCGGCACCCGGAUGCCCGGCCCCGGCAGCGUCUUCAUGUACCAGGAGAUCCGCUUCCCGGCACCGCUCUUCGUCGGCGAGGAGGUUCUGGCUGAGGCGGAAGUGCGUAAAAUCAAGAUGUCGUUCGCCUUCAUCGCCGUGACGUGCUCCGCCAAGGACAAGGUGGUGAUGGAGGGGGAGGUGAUGGUGAUGAUGCCUGAGAAGCAGCAGCAGGAGUGAUGAAGAUGGUGGCGGUUAAAUCCGGGUCCCUGACAGCAUUUCUGUCAAGUUUAACUUUAUUUAAGUGUUCUGUACGGAGGCCCCUGAGGGACAUGUGGGAAUGUCUUUUUCUUUUGCGUUUCCUCGCAAUAAAUUAGCAAACACAUCCUGGUUGUUCUGUACACAGUCACAGUUUAAUAAGUUAAUUUAAAUGUUCAAACGCCUGUAAGAGCCUCAGUAAAAAACUUUUUAUACAUUAUUUACUCUUUGGUGUAAAAAACUGAUUGAUUUUCAAUCUAUAAAUUGCGUUUUCAUGUUUGUAAGCUUGAGAUGGGAAACAGAACUUUAUUAAAGGACAUAAUCAAAACUCAAAUGACUAUUAAACCACGAAAAUAACUCAAAAAUAUUCCAGAUAGUUUGUGUUUUUUAAAAACUCUACAGAAAAGAUAUAAAACUUCAGAUAUCACACUAACAGUUGAUGGAAAAACCUUGCAGCAGACUGGUACAUUACUGCGCGAGAACGCGAAAGACAAAAACCUCCAUGUCCCCUAGAGGCUUCCGUAGAUUAGAAAUGAUAAACAUGUUUGAUGUUGGGUUUCUUGUGUUAAUGCUCUCAGUUUUGUGUGAAAUCUUUCAUUCAAUAAAAAGUUUGAUAUUUUCAAAUUAAA
Xiphophorus maculatus (southern platyfish) is the source of this 1140-nucleotide messenger RNA. RefSeq names its product hydroxyacyl-thioester dehydratase type 2, mitochondrial-like. The record is from RefSeq and is a predicted model, not a curated record. Bases 17 to 493 code for a protein of 158 amino acids. Lineage: Eukaryota; Metazoa; Chordata; Actinopteri; Cyprinodontiformes; Poeciliidae. The transcript has a single exon.